This is a messenger RNA of Penicillium antarcticum, 1059 nucleotides long. RefSeq lists its product as uncharacterized. Gene Ontology annotation, molecular function: catalytic activity. Gene Ontology annotation, biological process: nucleoside metabolic process. Lineage: Eukaryota; Fungi; Ascomycota; Eurotiomycetes; Eurotiales; Aspergillaceae. The transcript has a single exon. The record is from RefSeq and is a predicted model, not a curated record. The coding region runs from base 1 to 1059 and encodes 352 amino acids.
AUGGCAUCCACGUCUUAUCACGGGGCCAAUUACGGGUUUCAAGUGGGCAAUAACUAUGGCCACAUCACGACAGAAAUUCACUUGUCGAAGCGACCCAAGACCUCCCACCAUGACGAUUUGCGUGCCCCGCCGCACGCUAAGUACACCAUCGCUUGGAUCUGCGCGCUAUACAUAGAAAUGGCAGCUGCUCAGGCAAUGCUAGAUGAGAUUCACGAACGCCUACCUACCCGUGUGGACGACAACAACUACAUACUAGGAAGCAUCGCUAGGCAUAAUGUCGUCAUUGCGUGUUUACCAGAGGGACAGUAUGGAACGAACAACGCAGCGAUUAUCAUGACCAACAUGAAGCGGACCUUCCCGGCGAUUCGUGCAUGUUUGAUGGUUGGCAUUGGCGGUGGUGUGCCUGGCAAUACCGAUGUUCGUUUGGGCGAUGUUGUCGUCGGAACAAGGGUGAUGCAGUAUGAUCUUGGAAAACUUAUCGGAGACGGACAGCUCCGACGAACGGCAAUCCCUAGGCUUUGUCAUCCAUUAUUUGGCACGUCUAACGUGCGCGCGAAUCAUGAACGCCGCCCUAGUCGAAUCCACUCCAUCUUGCAACAGAGAUUACAAGGACAGCCCGCUUACUCUCGCCCGACCUCUUCUGAUCUUCUGUUCUAUGCAUCGUAUGAUCAUGAAUCUCUGACUGAUAGCUGUGACGGGUGCGACCACACCAUGCUAGUCCCAAGGAGCAGCCGCACCUCUGACGAGGCGACGAUUCAUUAUGGCGCAAUUGCCUCAGGGAACCAAGUCAUGAGGGACGGCACAACACGAGACAACGUUGCUCGAGAGCUAGAUGUCAUAUGUUUUGAGAUGGAAAGUGCUGGUCUGAUGGACAUCCUCCCAUGUCUUCCGAUUCGGGGAAUCUGCGACUAUGCAGACUCCCACAAGAGCAAAGAGUGGCAGAGAUAUGCUGCUGCAACCGCGGCCGCGUACGCAAGAGAGUUGCUUGAAGAGUUGUCUGUGACCGAAUCGCGUCAAGGUGUCAGCCCCACUGUCGAUUCUAGUAAGAAUGCCUUCUAG